Messenger RNA from Cladocopium goreaui, 4074 nucleotides. NCBI's taxonomy places the organism in Eukaryota, Dinophyceae, Suessiales, Symbiodiniaceae. The record is from the annotation of a GenBank genome assembly.
AUGGAUGCUUAUGAAUCGCAUUUGGCUUUUUCCAGACGUGCAGUGUGGGGUUCAAUUUUCAAUCCAAUUUAUGUUGCGCGCCCUCCAAUUUCAGUUCCUGGCAGCAGUAUACCUCUGGUUCCAAAACCUUGUGGAGUGAUUGCAGUGGCCACCCCUGAGCAUGAAGGUGAUGACGAGGCUUCUGACAGACCUGAAGCGUUGAGGAUUUUUAGAGCCAAGAGAACUGUGACAGGACGCUCCUGGGAGGCUUUGCUCAAUUCUCAGCGGGUUGCAGCAAUUCGGAAGUGGGCUGGAAUCAUUAUGAUGUAUUUGAACUCAUUUGAAAUUGGCAGGCAGUGGGACCGCUUGUCGCCUAUGGGACAGGCCCUGGGUGAUGGUCUGAGGCACAUUUUUGCAGGUAAGGCUACAGGAACUCUGCAUGCGCGUGCAAGCCCAGUCCUGCGGUAUAUCAUGUGGUGUGACAUGAACGGCAUUCCAGCAUUUCCUUUGGUUGAGGCUACGGUUUACAAUUUCAUGUGCGAACAUGCUGACACUUCUGCACCAACAUUUCUACGAUCUUAUUUGGUUGCAAUCAGGUUUUCUUUCCAUGUCCUUGGGGUUACUGGUGGUGAUACAGUCCUUGCAAGCAAAAGGGUAGAAGGGUGUGCACGUGAAGCCUAUCUGAAGAAGAGACGAACCCUGCAGAAGGACCCCCUUAGUGUUGCAAUGGUCGAACACCUGGAGAAGAUUGUCAUGGCUGACAAAUAUCCAGACCGAGACCGGGUGGCGGCAGGAUGUUUCUUGUUGUGCAUUUUCUUCAGGGCCCGUUUUUCAGAUAUGAUGAACUUGCAGGACCUCAUUUUGGAUGAAAUUGUCGUUGAUGGAAGCCCCCAAGGGUACAUUGAAGGGAAAGUUGGUCGAACAAAAUCAGCCUACACAACUGAAAUGAAAACGAAGUACCUGCCGAUGGUUGCACCGCGUUUUGGUGUUACCGGAGCUGACUGGUUCACCACCUGGAGGGAAGUUGGUGUCAGGUGUGGAAAACCGAGGGGUGAAGCUAUGCCCAUGCUGCCAUAUCCUUCCAAGGGCGGCUGGACAAAGACACCUCUUGGAGCUGGAGAAGGUGCUGACUGGCUGCGGCAACUGCUGCAAGUGUCGGGUAUCCCGCUUGGAGCGCUUGGGAACAUCGGGACACAUUCGCUCAAGACCACAACACUCAGCUGGAUGGCAAAGUUUGGGGCCCCCAUCAGUAUCAGGCAACAUUUGGGAUAUCAUAUGCCGAGUGCCGACAAGAUGGCCCUGCUGUAUUCACGUGAUGCAUCUGCUGGACCGGUUAGGAAGCUUGAGGAAUGCCUUGCUUGUGUCAGGAAGAAGACCUUCGUCCCUGAUGCCACGCGAUCUGGGUACUUUCCAAUGCAGGGUCAUCGACUUGAGCCUGAAACUGACCAGGCCCUUUCUGGAGUUGGCACCCCUGAAACUGACACGGUAGUGGAUUUCAGUGACACAGACUCUGAAGACUCCCGUGACGAUGAGCAUGCCUUUGAGGAACAAAACAUGAAUGAGGCGGCCAUGGACCACGUGGUAGGCUCAUGGAAUGAACAUGCAACUCUUGAAGCCCUGGGAGUUCAAGAGGACGCCCCGCUCUUCAGGAACCGAUUCACCAGAUACAUUCAUUUGCUUUCAGAGGAGGGGGGCAACAAGUUUCGAUGCGGCAGGGAGAUCAAUAACAAAUAUGAAGAGCUUGAGAUUAGACCGCUUUUUCAUGAGGCCUACAGCCUUACAGCAGCAGAGCUGAAGCACUCAGUUGAACCAGUUGAGGACAUGCCAGUAAAGAAACUAGCACAGCCUGAACGUGCAGAUAGGAAAACAGAUUGCAGCAUGUUGAACUCAGCAGGUGCACUUCGAAAGAACAGGUUGGCUCUGAUGAGGCGAGGCCUCGCCCUUGACCAGGCGAACUUGCUGGACUACCUGGAGCAUGACAGGCCAAAGAAUAAGGGCAAGGGAAAGUCUAAGGGUCAACAAGGCGGCGGAUCGCUCACCAUCAAGAUGCCUGCUGGGCUGGAAGGACGACGCAUGCCACCUUUGAUUUCCGAGUUCGAGCGAUUUGAGAUUGUCACAGCUGCAUCAAUGCCCACAACCGAUGCCAAAGGUUGCUUGACGGCCUGCCUUCAACAUGUUCCCAGUGGCUCAAAGCUGCUCAGUUUUACGAAAAGGGGGGAAGGCGAGAGCAGCUUAGUUUUGAAGUUUGGUAUUUACAGAACUCCCAUGAAGUGGAUUGACAGGUCACUGACGUUGCACCACCCGUUUGACACUUUUCAUGCCGUUCCUGAUCAAAUGCUUGAUGUAUUAUUUUUCAUUUUGACCACGUCCCCUGCAGAUGUUUGCACUUUUCGAAUUUCCAAAAUGAAGCUCUGGAUGAGUUGGGCAGAGGAGCUUGAAGCGCAAGAGAAAGAACACAAGUCACGCCUUGACCCUGAGGUUGGACAAGUUCUUGCCCCCAAAAGGCUCCUCCUGCUCAGAAAGAUAGCUUGCAGCUUGGAUUGGCCUGACACCAAUCUUUUUGACGAAAUUGAUGCGGGCUUCAAACUCACUGGAAUCCAGACCCCUUCAAAUGUCUUUGGGCUUGAACCCAGACCACCGCAAGCCUCUGAAGGGGAGUUAUGGGCGAGCGCAAAAUUCAUUAGACCUGCGUUGAUUGGCAAGGUCAAAAGUGCAGCUCUUAAUACUGGGAGUCAGCCAUUGUGGGAUGCUACAAUGGAGGAAGCGAGUAACCAUCACUGGAUGACUGGCCCGCAUACAGUUGAACAGGUUCAUGAUAUUUUCAAUGGACAGCCAUGGAUACCUGUGAGACGCUUCGCAGUGCUGCAGUCCUCUGGUGAUAGAAUGAAGCUCCGGCCUAUUGACGAUUUCGCGGAAAACCGUGUGAACACUGCCUAUGGCUACUCAGACAAGUUGGAUUUGCGCACUUUAGACCAGGUCGUGUGGAUGACAGCUGCCAUCACCCGCGCAUUAGCGUUGGGACAUGUUUCAUUUCGAAGGAGUGAUGGAACCCGUCUGGAGGGUAAGGUUCACCCCGCAUAUCUGGUUGAGGGUGGUGGUCGACCUCUCCUUUCUGUUUUGGAUUUGUCAUCAGCAUAUAAACAAUUUGCGAUCAGCAAGGAGUGCAGGCGGCUCUCUGUCAUCGCCCUUAAGGAUCCUUCAGACAAUUCAUGCAAGUGCUUCAUUGGCAAUGUGCUGCCAUUUGGGGCGACGGCCAGCGUGGUUCAUUUUAACCGCGUGUCCCGGCUGAUCCACUCCAUUGGGCUCCAUGCUGGACUGCUUUGGGGAAAUUAUUUCGACGACUUUCCAAUGGUGGCGCCUUGCAUAUUGAAACAGUCCUCAAUGAGCAUGGCUAAGCUUCUACUCGACAUGCUCGGGUUCCAGUUUGCUGACCAUAAACUGAAGCCCUUUGACUCAAAAGCCACUGUUCUUGGGGUCGAGAUUGACACCAGCGAAUCUAUGAAUGGUUUUGUCCUGGUGAGGAACAAGCCCGGCAGGGUGACAGAGGUCUCAGAUGCAGUCAAUGGAAUCCUGGCUCGUGGCACGUUGACGGCGAAGGAGGUUAGUCGGAUCCUGGGCCGCAUACAAUUUGCAGAUGCCCAGGUUAUGGGUCGGGUUGGAAGAAUUGCCAUGCACGAGUUCCGGCUUGCCAUUAAAAGCCAUGAGAGCGUUGCUGGUCACACCAUUGGGGGCGUUGUGUCCAUUGACAACCGGUUUGAAUAUUUUUCAUGUGCAGUGCCGGAGCGCUUGGUUGAGGAGUGGGGAUCCAUGUUUUCCCACUUCAUUGGACUUGUGGAGCUCUAUGCCAUCUUGGUGAGCCGGCGUCAAGCAGUUUGUCCUCUGACAGGGGUUCGAAUGACCGUCCUCCAGUUGCAAUGCCACAUUGAGGAGACCGUUGACCUUUUGCAGGACAUGGGUUUCGACGGCCAUUUUAUUGUGAUUUUUCUCGACCAAAUUCAUGCUGAACUUCAAAGAUUUUUGCGUAUGUGUGAUCGCGCCAUCGCUGGCCUCGAAUACCGUCUUUUUGACAUUUUUCUCCGACGACUUCACCUUUGA